GAGUCCAGACUGGAGCUGGUCCACCUUGCUAUCAAGGCAAAAAGUCCAGGCAGUGAAGUGAAGAGAAGAAUUGAUGAACUAAUUGACAUUGUCAUCACCGACUGCAGCCUGCCACUUCCCAAAGUCCCGGAGAUUCCGUCUGCCACCUGCCUGGACAAUCACAUCUACAGAUUCCGCACAACAAACUUACUCCAGAUCACACAAGCUGCAGAGAACCUCAAACAUGAAGACAGUCCUGAUCUGCAGCUCACCCUGGAUCAGGCCGAGGAUUGGCUUGUUCGACUCAAGAGCAUGGCAGAGGAGCCACAGAACAGUUUACCUGACAUUGUGAUCUGGACAUUGCAAGGAGACCGGCGAUCCGCCUAUUACCGUAUCCCGGCACACGAGGUUCUCUAUUCCCGCCGAGCCCCUUACUGUUCCGGGAAAAACUGCGGACAGCUUCAGACAAUCUUUUUAAAG
Chiloscyllium plagiosum (whitespotted bambooshark) is the source of this 459-nucleotide messenger RNA. Lineage: Eukaryota; Metazoa; Chordata; Chondrichthyes; Orectolobiformes; Hemiscylliidae. The record is from RefSeq and is a predicted model, not a curated record.